CCGCGGAUGAUCAUUCAUCAGCCACGGUUGAUUCAAUGUUUACCUAACGUUCCGAGCUGGGCACCCUUGAUUGGUCCACAUGGCCGUCCUUUUUCCUUGGAGCAGAUGCAGAUGAUGUCUGUAUUGUCCAUGGCGUCGUCAUGGGACAGAAGCAACAUUUGCAUGCCUGCGAACAAUAAAUGUCGCGUCCACGUUCAAUAAGCGCCCGAUUCGCCGCUCUCGCACAGCAGUCAGCAGUCUAAUCAAUUGAUACACAUUUCACACACGGCCAAGCACGAAGCACUAUAAUCGGGAAAAGCGACCUGUUGUUGUACUGUGAGGCAUUUCCGUGACCCUAGCCGGGCGCGCUAAGCCCGAAACAACCUGAGUCAAGCUGGCUUCAGAAUCACAGCUAGACUCUUUCUCGCAUCUCAGCAACAGACACUGACCAAGAUCCUCAUAGUCGCUACUCCUGCUCUCCCUCGUCGGAUGAGUUCCUCAAUCAUUCCUCCAUCUCCCCCCCACAUCUAAUCAUCCCAAAUGUUACGUCUAUCGCUUAGGGCCUCCCGGCAGCUCCCCAGCCAGAGCUGCCCGGCCGCCCGUGCAAGCUUCUCAACCUUCGCCGCAUCGCCGUCGCGAUCCGCCAUCACCACAUCUCGCAGACCGCUUGCUCUCUCUGCUCAGCGCCAGCAGCGCCGGAGAUAUGCUCUGUCUGCCGAGGACACCGACAAGGGCGUUGACCCCAACGACUCUUUCCUCCAGGGCAACACUGCCAACUAUGUCGACGAAAUGUACAUGCAGUGGAAACGUGACCCUUCGAGCGUCCACAUCUCCUGGCAGGUCUAUUUCCGCAACAUGGAGUCGGGCGACAUGCCUGUAUCUCAAGCUUUCCAGCCACCCCCGACCAUCAUGCCCACCCCCCACGGCGGAAUCGGUCCCGACUUCAAGCCCGGCCUCGGAAUGCACGCCGGCGAGGGCGCAGACGUUAUGAACCACUUGAAGGUUCAGCUGCUCGUGCGCGCAUACCAGGCCCGAGGCCACCACAAGGCCAAGAUCGAUCCUCUCGGCAUUCGCGGGGAAGCUCAGGCAUUUGGCUACAGCAAGCCACGCGAAUUGGAGCUCUCCCACUACAACUUCACUGAAAAAGACUUGGAUCAGGAGUUCGAGCUCGGUCCCGGCAUCUUGCCUCGCUUCAAGACGGACAGCCGGAAGAAGAUGAAGCUCAGAGAGAUCAUCGAUGCUUGCGAGCGCUUGUACAGCGGCUCCUAUGGUGUCGAGUACAUUCAUAUUCCCGACCGCGAGCAGUGCGACUGGCUUCGCGAGCGUAUCGAGAUAGAAACCCCUUACAAGUACUCUGUGGAUGAGAAACGCCGUAUCCUCGACCGCCUCAUCUGGGGUACUAGCUUCGAGGCUUUCCUUGCCACCAAGUAUCCCAACGACAAGCGAUUUGGUCUGGAGGGUGGUGAGAGUCUGAUCCCGGGUAUGAAAGCGCUCAUUGAUCGGAGUGUCGAUUACGGCGUUAAGGAUGUCGUCAUCGGAAUGCCUCAUCGUGGACGUCUCAACGUGCUCAGCAACGUCGUCAGGAAGCCAAACGAGUCCAUCUUCAGCGAAUUCGCUGGAACUGCCGAACCAGGUGAUGAGGGCUCGGGUGACGUCAAGUACCACUUGGGUAUGAACUUCGAACGACCCACGCCUUCUGGCAAACGUGUACAGCUUUCCCUGGUCGCCAACCCAUCGCAUUUGGAGGCUGAGGAUCCGGUCGUCCUCGGUAAGACUCGUGCUAUCUUGCACUACAACAACGACGAGAAGGACGCCAAGUCUGCCAUGGGUGUGCUUCUGCACGGUGACGCUGCCUUUGCUGGCCAAGGUGUAGUGUACGAGACCAUGGGUUUCCACUCGCUCCCAAGCUACCACACUGGCGGUACCAUUCAUAUCAUUGUCAACAACCAGAUUGGUUUUACCACUGACCCUCGUUUCUCCCGCUCAACUCCGUACUGCUCCGAUAUUGCAAAGGCUAUCGAUGCGCCUGUCUUCCACGUCAACGGUGACGAUGUAGAGGCUCUCAACUUUGUUUGCCAGCUUGCCGCCGAUUUCCGCGCCGAAUUCAAGAAGGACGUUGUCAUUGAUUUGGUUUGCUACCGAAAGCAGGGUCACAACGAGACGGAUCAGCCUUUCUUCACUCAGCCAUUGAUGUACAAGCGAAUUGCCGAACACCCUCCCACCCUGGACAUCUAUAUCAAGAAGCUCCUCGAGGAAAAGACUUUCACCAAGGAAGACAUUGAUGAGCACAAGGCUUGGGUUUGGGGCAUGCUCGACGAAAGCUUCAACCGUAGCAAAGACUACCAGCCGACAGCUAAGGAAUGGUUGACUUCCGCUUGGAAUGGAUUCAAAUCUCCCAAAGAGCUCGCAACUGAGGUCCUUCCUCAUUUGCCCACGGCUGUGGAAGAGUCCACGCUCAAGCAUGUCGGUGAGAAGAUCGGUAACGCGCCUGAAGAUUUCACCGUCCACCGCAAUCUCAAGCGUAUUCUCGCUGGCCGCACUAAGACUGUGACUGACGGAAAGAACAUCGAUAUGGCUACUGCGGAAGCUUUGGCUUUUGGUACGCUUUGUAUGGAGGGUCACCACGUCCGUGUUUCUGGUCAAGAUGUUGAGCGUGGUACAUUCUCUCAACGUCACUCUGUCCUUCACGACCAGGAGACUGAGAAGACGUACACCCCCCUCCAGGACCUUAGCAAGGAUCAGGCUACCUUCACCAUCUCCAACUCUUCGCUAAGCGAAUACGGAGUUCUCGGAUUCGAGUACGGUUACUCUCUGUCGUCGCCCAAUGCGCUUGUCAUGUGGGAGGCCCAGUUCGGUGACUUUGCCAACACAGCACAAGUCAUCAUUGAUCAGUUCAUUGCCUCUGGUGAAACCAAGUGGUUGCAACGAUCUGGCCUGGUCCUCAGUUUGCCUCACGGUUACGACGGCCAGGGUCCUGAGCACUCCUCUGGACGUAUGGAGCGUUAUCUACUUCUCUGCAACGAAGAUCCUCGUGUGUUCCCAUCUCCAGAGAAACUCGAACGCCAACACCAAGACUGCAACCUCCAGAUCGCCUAUCUCACCAAGCCGUCGAACAUGUUCCACAUCCUUCGCCGACAGAUGAACCGACAGUUCCGCAAGCCUCUCAUCUUGUUCUUCUCCAAGUCUCUGCUCCGUCACCCUCUCGCUCGCUCCAACAUUGAGGAAUUCACUGGGGAGUCGCACUUUGAAUGGAUCGUUCCUGACCCGGCCCACGAGUCUGGUGAGAUCGCGGCCAAGGAGGACAUCAAGCGUGUCAUUCUGUGCAGUGGCCAGGUGUAUGCUGCUCUGGUUAACGAGCGCAAGGCUCGCGAACUGAACGAUGUGGCCAUCACCCGUAUCGAACAGCUCAACCCCUUCCCAUGGCAACAACUGAAGGAGAACCUGGACUCGUACCCCAACGCGCAGGACAUCAUCUGGUGUCAAGAGGAGCCCCUCAACGCUGGAGCGUGGAGCUUCACGCAGCCUAGGAUCGAGACGCUGCUGAACGAGACGGAACACCACAACAGGAGGCACGUCAUGUACGCUGGCCGUGGCCCGAGCGCAUCUGUGGCUACUGGUACCAAGGCGGCGCACAAGAAGGAGGAGGUGGAUCUGCUCGAAAUGGCCUUCAGCGUCAAGCAGGACAAGCUCAAGGGCGAGUGAUUUGGAUUGGGAAUGGUUGGAGGCGCGUAGCAUUGUAUUAUUUGUUCUCUUGUUUUUUUUACUAUGUUUGACAUGGCAUGCGUUAUUCCCCCGUUUACUAGCACAUUGAGGCUUACUUUUACGAGGCCUCUCACUGUACAUUUUGCAUGAUGAAGGGUGUAUGUAUUCGGUAUUGGGGGUUGUGUACAAAAAAAAAGUUUAGAUGUUCAGACGGUGACUCUCCGCACGCACGGGCUCUUGCACCACAUGACUUGAAGUGUUCUUUGAAUGAUUGACAGAUUGUCCCGGUUUGAUUUCGUAAAAGCGCGUGGUACCCGUGGCUUUUCCCUUCUCAGCACUCGACGACAAAUCCAGGGGGAUCAAGGCGGCGUGGUGUUGUCGAAAGCCGCGGGUCGGAACGCAUCGGAACCAAUGCCGGGCUGGCUCCGUUCCCCUCCCCCUCCAGGAAAACGCGCCCCGCAAUCUCUGGACCCUCCUCGUCACUU
Messenger RNA from Periconia digitata, 4166 nucleotides. Lineage: Eukaryota; Fungi; Ascomycota; Dothideomycetes; Pleosporales; Periconiaceae. The record is from the annotation of a GenBank genome assembly.